Molecule: messenger RNA, 3350 nt
Organism: Bradysia coprophila
Lineage: Eukaryota; Metazoa; Arthropoda; Insecta; Diptera; Sciaridae
Gene: DIP-delta
Product: Dpr-interacting protein delta
Cellular component (GO): neuron projection
Source: RefSeq, a predicted model, not a curated record
CAUAACAACUUCAUCACAAUCUGGUGAACCUCAACGACCAAAAAACAUUUUCAGUCUUUCCAGUACUUUAUUACAACGCGUCGGGAUAACACGCAUUUUAUCGGUCCGUCGAAUUGGGUAUAUAAAACGAAGAUGAAACAUUAAUAUAUCAAGAAGUGGAUCCUAUCUCGAUAAUAUUAUAAAUGAGUUCACCUGUCACAAAUUGACUGGAUUAUCGGAUUAUGUUAUGCACACAGUGAAAAAAGAUUGUUUUAAAAGGAAAACCGAAGGGUGGAUGUGGAUAAAUUUUCGAUUACAAUAUUUUGUUGUUCGUGAAUAAAUAUAAUAGAAGAAAAAAGCGAAGAAGAGAAAAUUGUGUUAAAAAGAGCAUGUUGUGGGUGGUAAAUGUUGAGCAGAAUUCCUUCAACGAAGAGGUGAAGUGAUAUUGAAUGAAAAUCUUUUACAAUUUUUUUUUAUUUUAAAUCAUGCUGUAGCAGUGUUGUAGUUUUUCGUUCCGUUCUAAAUACGAAAGAAAAAACGGAACUCAUUGUAGUGUCGUGAAAGUUUCUAAUUAACGGGAAAAUACUUUAUAAAAAUAUAUAAAAAACACACAAAAUCAUUAAAAAAUUUAUUCAAAAUGUUGCUGUUGAACACGGUGAAGCUGGUGUUAAUUGCAAUGAAUAUUUUGCCGUACAGGAUUACUCACAGGAAGGUGCUGUUUAUGAUAUACCUGGGAACACUUGUUACACACGUUAUGAUGGAUGAACCACGGUUCGCGCAGCCAAUCCCAAAUGUCACAGUUGCUGUGGGCAGAGAUGCUAAUUUACCUUGCGUUGUAGAGCAUCUCGGUACUUACAAGGUGGCAUGGAUUCACAUAGAUAGGCAAAUGAUAUUGACGAUACAUCGGCAUGUUAUAUCUCGAAUACCAAGAUACAGCAUCACAUAUGACAAUGCUAAUACAUGGCUUUUACACGUCAGUCAAGCACAACAGGAUGAUCGAGGAUACUACAUGUGUCAAGUAAAUACCAACCCGAUGAUAAGUCAAGUGGGAUAUUUACAAGUUGUCGUGCCACCGAAUAUUUUGGACAUUGAAAGCACUCCAUCAUCGGUAGCAGUGAGGGAAAAUCAAAACAUUAACAUGACAUGCCGCGCUGAUGGGUUCCCAGCACCAAAGAUAAUCUGGCGCCGUGAAGACGGAGAAUCAAUAACAGUUGAACGGAAAAAGAAAGGCAAAAAUUCUCCAAUGGUAUACGAUGGUGAAGUUUUACCCCUGUCAAAAGUAAGCCGAAAUGAAAUGGGGGCCUAUUUAUGUAUAGCUACGAACGGAGUGCCUCCCUCUGUGUCAAAGAGAAUUAUACUUGACGUAGAAUUUUCUCCGAUGAUAUGGGUACCAAAUCAACUUGUAGGAGCUCCAACUGGAACAGAUGUUACAAUUGAUUGUAAUACAGAAGCACAUCCCAAAGCAAUAAUAUACUGGAUUUAUAACUCCACCAUGCUGUUGCCGAGCAAAAAAUACAAAAUCGACUACACCGAAAACUCCUACAGGGCACACAUGAAACUAACGAUAAAAAAUUUACAACACGACAAUUUCGGUAACUAUCGUUGCAUCAGUAAGAACAGCCUGGGUGAAACGGAGGGAUCGAUACGAGUCUAUGAUAUACCAUUGCCAUCAUCCCCUUCAAAACAGAUAACUCAUGUGUUUCCCGAACCAAAAGAAAAUUCGGUACUACGAAACGAUUCAACAAGAAUUGUUCAACCGGAAGUGGUUUUUCCAAUGCGGUCAGAAAGUCAUGGAUCACCGAAUGGACCAAUCGAAAGAAAGGGAACGGUGGCAAUCGGUCAAAGUGUAUUUUAUACAGAUUUUCCACCGAAAAAGUACGGUCAUUCAGGCUCAAACUCAAUAAAAGUGGUACAUCAUUUACAGAGAUGCUGGCAUUUAUUAUGUUUGUUGUUGGUGUGUAAAAUGUGUUGCUAAGAAUUCCAAAAAAAAAUUGAAAAUUUAGUGAUAUUAAAGUAAAUAGAAAAAAUUAAUAAAAAAAACAAACAAAAAACCAAAACAAAAAUUUAGAUAAAAAUAUCAACUGGAAAUUCAACCAAAAAAAAAAACAAAUCACUUUGUAUAAAACACUACGGAUUGGUGCAUUGGGUGUAGAAUACUGGCAGUUUGUAAGUGAAAAAUUGUAAAAUUUAAUUUUAAUAUUUUUUUUUGGAAACUUGCGAAACCAAAACGAAAGCUCUUCUUUAAAAUUUAUAUUGAAAGUGAAAAUAUUGUAUGAGUAGGCGCACGGCACCCUCAUAGUUCAACGAUCCAUUUAAAACCAUAUCUUUGAAUAUAUCAGACUUUUGUAUAAACAUUUUCAAUUGUCGUAACACUGACAAAUUCGACGAUUUAAUAGUAUAUUAUAGCACAAGUAGUUUGUUUUAGUAUCCCAGUUAGUAGUGAGAUACUUUUUAAUCCGAAGGAUAUCUGCAUUAUGCCGGGUUAUUAUACGAAUAUUCGUCAGACAAGAAUCUCAAACUUGAACAGGAGUGAAAUUACUGAUCACAUACUCUAUUAUCUAUCAAUUGUACCAAUAUUACAAUGAAAUAGUUAUUUGUUUACCAAGGCAAGAAAAUUUCAACAAGAGCAAAAGUUUGCAGUCAUAGCGAAGCCAGCGAGCAGUUUUUCAAAACAAAAACAAAGUGACUGUUGCAAACAGAGCCGGAUUAACACGAUGGGCUUUAGGGGCUUAGCCCCUUGGCGCUGGAUAAAAGUGGCGCUGGAAAAUUAAUAAUGAAUCGUGUUAAGUUUACUGGUUUCAUUAAAAUAAACUACUUUUACCGAUAUUUGAAAAAAAAAUUCCUGCGGCGCAAUUAAAAAGAUAUGGCAUCACAGUUUUUACAUUUUCUUGUUUGGAAAUUCCUGAUAUCCACUGUAUCCAGAAUACUGGGAAAUCAGGAAAAUUAAACUUCAAAUUCUUGAUUGGCAUUUUAUUUCCGAUAAGAAAAUCAGUUUUAUCAUCGGGAAAUUUCAGCUCUCAGCAUACUCGUUUAGUAGUAGCAUAUGUCCUACAAAAGUCAUUUAGAGGUAAUAACAUGGCAGAUGUAAAAUUGUUAUUCAAAAUCAAUCCAGGGUAUCGACGAAUUUUGUCUAAGAAUUCAUUCACGAAACCAUGAAAGAAAAAUAAAGUUGCACACGGAAUGUAUCGUUCUUGAAAGUUUCGUGAUGGAAAGAAUCUACAAAUUCUUUGCUCGCUUCGCUCGCGGUUACUUUCUCCUUCCUUUCAGUUUUAAACGAAUAUCAGCAAAAUGAAAAAAACUAGGCCCACCUUACGGGUAGGUCAGGUCCUUUCACUGACUGAAUUUUUCAACCAAUUUUUGCGAUUGUUAUA